Molecule: messenger RNA, 1399 nt
Organism: Cydia amplana
Lineage: Eukaryota; Metazoa; Arthropoda; Insecta; Lepidoptera; Tortricidae
Gene: Maf1
Product: repressor of RNA polymerase III transcription MAF1 homolog
Exons: 4
Coding region: 510-1178 (222 amino acids)
Biological process (GO): negative regulation of transcription by RNA polymerase III
Cellular component (GO): nucleus
Molecular function (GO): RNA polymerase III core binding
Source: RefSeq, a predicted model, not a curated record
UUUGAUGGCUGCGAAAUCAACAAUUUCUAUUUUCCUUCUUUGUUUGUAAAUUUAUAUAAAAAUUGCUAAGUGUUGAUUAUUUCGUGUAAAUAACUUAAAAUAAAAUUACCAGUGAUAUUUUACGACGAUGUCUUCUAUGGAUUAUGAUCUCUAGCACAAAAUAGUGUUUGUUCAGUUUUUGUAGGACAAGUGAAGUGAAGUGGACGCGAUCUUGGCCCAACUCAUAACAAGCUAAAAAUACUUUUGCUUCGUUAUAUAGCGAUUUGUAAACUAAACUUUCUUUUCUUAUUUGUGAUGUACCCGCAUUCCAUCAGCGCUGAAGAAGACCAGAAGACGAAUCUGAUUCCGAGUGUGAAGCUUCUUCAUUCCAAAAGAAAAGGAAUAUUCAUACACCCGUCGGCUAUGUACAGAAGUAGUGCACCCAGCUGCACGAAUAAUUUUACAGUUUCAAUAGCAAGAAGUUUGUGUGGGUAAAGUCUUAUUGCGUACUAAAUAGAGAAACUGAAAAAAUGAAACUCUUGGAGAGUGGUCGUCUGGAGGCCCUGAGCAGCGCCCUGUCAAUCCUGAACGGUGAUAGCGCUGUUCAGAGCCGCGUAGAGAGCUACAGUUGCAAGAUGGCUGGAACCGAGAAAGCCUUCUACAAACGAUUCACUGCUGAUGGAGAGACCUCCCGUGACCUGCAAGCCCUGUCUCCACCUGAAGGGGUCAUGUAUAGUCGGAGCUUGUCUGGGGAUGAGGAUGGUGUGCUGUGCGACACCAUCUCACGGAAGACACUCUUCUAUUUAAUUGCAACACUGAAUUCUGCCUUUCCAGAUUAUGAUUUUUCAAUGGCAAAGAGCAGUGAAUUCAGUGCGGAGCCGUCACUGAGCUGGGUGCAGGCGGCGGUGGACGGCGCGCUGUCGCCGGUGGGCGGCGCGCGCUGGCGCGGGCUGCGCGCGGCGCUGUGGGCCGCCGUCGACGAGGAGGUGGCGCUGCCCGAGUGCCGCAUCUACAGCUACAGCCCCGACCUGGCCAGCGACCCUUUCGGCGAGCCCGGCUGCCUCUGGGUCUUCAACUACUUCUUCUACAACAAGAAGCUUAAACGGAUUGUUUUUUUCACAUGCAGAGCUAUGAGCCCAGUCUGCGCGGUCGACUCUGGCGUUGAUUUUGCUAUGGACGAAGAUGAGGAGUAUAAUUAAAUUAUGUUUUUCAAAGUCGUUCAAUGUUAAUUUUAAGUAAGAUGUGCACCUCUUAUAUAACUUCUACUUUAAUGAUUAAGAAUAAUUAUUUGUUAACAUUACACUUAAUUUUAUCAACACAUGGGCAAUUAUUUUUGCAGUGGAUGGGUUUUUGCACUUAAAAACGAAUUGCUUAUUUUACCCAUAAGUUAAUUGUAACAAAACAUGUUGAUAUGACUCAU